Molecule: messenger RNA, 1147 nt
Organism: Hibiscus syriacus
Lineage: Eukaryota; Viridiplantae; Streptophyta; Magnoliopsida; Malvales; Malvaceae
Product: transcription factor MYB93-like
Exons: 3
Coding region: 25-972 (315 amino acids)
Source: RefSeq, a predicted model, not a curated record
ACGAAUAAAGAGAAAUAAAGGUGGAUGAUGGGGAGAUCAGCUAGUUGUGACGAGAACGGCCUAAAGAAAGGACCUUGGACUCCCCAAGAAGACCAAAAGCUGGUUCAAUACAUAGAACGCCAUGGCCAUGGUAGUUGGAGAGCCCUCCCUAAGCUUGCAGAUCUCAACCGAUGCGGAAAAAGCUGUAGGUUAAGGUGGACAAACUACUUAAGGCCUGAUAUCAAGAGGGGCAAAUUCUCUCAAGAAGAAGAAUCAACAAUUCUGCAUUUGCAUUCCAUUCUUGGAAACAAGUGGUCAGCCAUUGCAACACAUUUACCAGGCCGCACGGAUAAUGAAAUCAAGAACUUCUGGAACACACAUUUAAAGAAAAAGCUUAUUCAAAUGGGUAUUGAUCCAACGACCCAUCAGCCACGAAUUGAUAUCUUUGCAAGCUUGCCUCAGCUUAUAGCCCUUGCUAGCCUAAAGGACCUCUUGGAGAGUACUACUCAUCUAAUAUUAGACGACCAAGCUUUAAGAUUACAGGCUGAAGCUGCUCGGUUGGCUAAGCUUCAAUACCUGCAAUUACUAGGCCAAUCCCCAAAUGGCAUUGCAGACAUGGAAGCUCUCAACUUAAUAAGUUCAUCAGUUCCAAAUUCAUCUCAAUUUUCUCUUGGAGAUGCUACUUCUCAACAACUCCACCAAUAUCCCACUCCUUUACCUCAUUUACUAGACCCACAAGUCCCUUCCAGUUUCCAAACAUCGGUGAACAGUGAGAUAGGAAACUGUUCCAGCUUUACGAUGCUCAGACAAGGAGAUAACCAAACCGAGAACUCAUCAUCUUGGAUUCUUCCAUCCCCUAACAUUCCUCCAACAGCUAUCGACACAUCACUCUGUAAUGCAAGCAGUAGUUCUAGCAACAAUGGAGCCGCUUCUCCCUACUGGCCUGAACUCUAUUUCGACAACUCUAUCAAUAUCAUGCAUGAGAUUUCCUAGUCUUGGAGUUUGCAUCUGUUAAUGUCGAUAACUAUGGCAUCCAUCUCAUGCUUUACUUCAUGUAUAAAUUACCCCCAACAAUCUAUGUAUAUUUAUACAUCCAAUAUAUUUAUGCAUAUAUAAUUUUAUGAUAAUAAUCAGACGAUCAUGAAACCAGGGUUUUUGUUUUUCAUCC